GUCUUUUCUUCGUGUUACUUCGCUAGAAAUUUGAUGGACGUCACAAGGAAAAGCAAUCCCAAUAGUGAGUUGGAAGGUAUUUUCGGUAUUGAAGAACCCGCGCCACUGGCGCGCGGCUCUUUAUCUUUUGCGUCAUGCCGCGAUUGCGAAGAGGCGCAGUGCGCAGCAUGAAAGCCAGCACAUCAAGAAGUCGGCUGGAAAUACUAUGUGCGGCUGGCACGGCGGUGCCCUUCUUGUUUUCGAUAGUCACAAUUUCUACUAGCGCCGUCAAGCUUGUUCAACAGCAUGAACAUGCCAGAACAUCAAGAACUUCUGCACAACAUUCUUCCAAAAACAGCUCGUCUCAGCCACCCACCAGCCCAAACGAUUUUUCCUACCUGUAUCAUGGCCAGGAGUGGCAGGCCGGCAGCUGCAACUCUCGCGAGGGGCAGCUAUGAUCUGCUCAAACGUUACAAUCUCAAACGUUGCAAUAGAAUCUGGGAUUUGUGUUGCAUGAUGAGCAUGACAGACUCGCAGAGCGUUCCACUUUCUGCAAUACAAAUUUCGCCAGAUUCUAGUGCGGUUCGGAGCUCCGAAACUUGUCAUGCGCAAUUCUAUGAGAGUUGGCUUGAUAAUGCACUUCUUGCAACACAAAUUCCAGAUUCUAUUGUAACGUUUGAGAUUGUAGCACCUGAGCGGGUUAUAGCAGUCGCCGAUUGAUUUUGACGCGAACGCGCCAUGGAAAGAUCCCGUGGACAGAGCAGCGUAUUUCGCGAGCACCCCGAACCGGCAGAUCUUCCUGCAGUACGAAUCCGCGACGCUUGAGGACCAGCAGCAGAGACUGGUCGUGCAGAACAACGGGCACGGGAUCUCCGUGAAGUUUUCUGGCAACGGGUUGGGUGGGGUCAGCUACGAGAACAUCUUCUACAACUUGGUUACCGCGAAUCUCCACAUGGACAGCGAGCACACGUUUUUCGGGAAACACUACCCGCUAGAGUUACAUUUGACGCAUAAGAGAAUUGACUCGGAGGCGCUGAUCGUUUUCGCCGUGCCGGUGAAUUUUACGACAGUGGAGGAGGAAAGUGGUGUAGUUUCUGGUCCUGCGCAGAAGUUAAAGACGUUUUUGUCGCAAGUGGCCAAGGACGCGGCAGCGGCAGUGGCGGCGGAGGUACUUGUAGAAACUUGAAAAAUGCUCCGAAAUUUCUGAUUCUGAUGAUAUUACAAUUACCGUGAGUAGCGAUGAAGGUGCUCUUGGCACUUGUACAGCAAGGUAGAUUUGGUGAAAAGAUUGUCGUGCUCUGAAUCACCUCCAAACAGAUGAAAAACGAACCACCCAGGCGGCCAAACCGGAAGCUUCGACGCUUCCGAAAGGCGAGUUCACCACCCAGUUGCUCGGGAAAGACGACGUCAUAUGAGAGUGCGCAACUCCCCAUCACCCUCAUUUGUCAUGCAAAAUCCCAAAUCCAGUCUGUUCCUCUUGGUGGCACUGUUUGCAUGACGAGUUCUGGUAGCCCAAAGAGCACUACACUCCAGUGUAAGUUUGUCAUGCAGAAACGGCAUUCUUACUGAUGUUUUUACUGCCGUUCAUGCUAUACAAAUGAGGGGGAGGGGGAGUUGUGCACUGUCAUACGUGGGUGAGGCGCUCAAUGUCGGCGACUGGUUCGCAGACAGCACCGAAUUUUUCCGCUACCACGGCUCUUUCACGGUCCCGCCCUGUAAGGAAACCGUCACCUGGUUCGUGCAGAAGAAACCGACGGUGGUUGAAAUAGUGGAGACAAAGAAGGAACCAGGCGGGAAAAGAACGACUAAAAACCCCACAGCUUCCUUUUCCGCGAUUCUGAAAGACGUGCUGUUCGGCAACACGGCGGGGAACGGGAAUUUUCGGGAAACUAUGCCCCGGAACGGACGGGAGAUCACGCUGGUCGAGGGGGUGAAGGGAAACGACGAAAAUUACAACGCGACCGCUGUCCCCUUCGCGGACCACCUGCGGGGCGUGCCGGUGGUGAGCCCGUUUGACGGGGACAAACUGGGGCAGGACGCGCUGUACGCGGGGGAUGAGGCACGGUACUCCGCGGAACUGCUCGGGAGAACGCUGCUGAAGUCGAGCGAGGAAGACAUUCAGAAUUUGAACCAGCCGAUUGGGUUGUAGGGAGGUUAGAUUUUCCUACGGAAGAUGUCGCUUGGUUGUCAUCAAUAUGUUUCUUUUUUCCAGUGUGGCUGUGAACCAAUAGCGAACAAACGACGCGAGGUGCCAGCGACAGGCUGCGUCUGCCUUGCAGAAAACUGAUUGCACUGAGCCUGAGUAGUAAGUACUUAUAUGUUGAGUAGGCGUGUGCCUGUAGGCGUUAAUUCGGGGUGGGUUGGUUGGUCGGUUGGUUGGUUAUGCAAAUGCUGAAGACGGCGGGCCGUCGCGGCUUAUGGAAAAACAUUCCUCCGGAGUCGCAGUGCGUGGUGAAUUCGACGCGCGUCUGGUUUACGUUUGGUGGUGGACGUAUUGUGGCCGAGACAUGUUCGGCAUCGCGGUGUCGCUAUUUCGCUUAUCCUGAUGUACGUGAUCCUGUCGACGACGUUCUCCUUCCCACAAUCGAAGCUGGAGAAAGUUGCGCUUUGAUAUCGGGAAUGAGAUGCACGCUACCCACCUGCCUCCCUACCUACCUACCUCGUAAUACUGGCGCUCCUCUCGUCCAUUCAUAAUCAACCGGAACAAAAAAGAGCACGCCCUCCUUCGUGGCUGAGUGGGUAGGUGGGUUGGUUGGUCGCCAUUCGACAAUGAUGCGUCCGCGUGUCCUCCAGGUGUGGGCGAUUUCCACUUGCGGGGCGCAACGGAGGCGCGUCUACACCUACCUUCCCACCCACCUGUUUCUUGAUGCGUGUGACAACGAAAAUGCGGGAGCUGGGGCAGCGCCCAGUUAGAGUGAAGUGAUGAACCACAACUGCGCAGAGACAGUCUUGGCUGCAGGCCGGCGACGCCUGGCCCGUGUGAGUGUGGUGGCCCGCAAAGGCUCCCGCGUAAACGGUUUGCUAUCGCGGGCACCGAAAUGGGUGAAAUAAUGCCCAUCCUGAUGAAAAGCGCUCCGUCCGCAAAGGGCUUUCUUUGAUCUAGCUGCCUGUGGUUCUUUUGGUUGCUCGGGAUCUAUGGGCGCGGCACGGCCACAACGCCGACCGCACCCGCGGCGCGCCACUUGAAGUCUAAAGCCCAACUGUUAUGGCAGCUUUUCGAUUUCCCCUUCCAAGUGGUCGGGGUUUUGGUUGCGAGAGAGUGAACUACAUACACUGAGGUAGGCAAUACAUCUAUGCGCGGCGUUUCUCCACCCCCGCCACAAAGCGCACUGCGUGCGCAGGCGAGGGCCAGAGAGAACGAGCUGCGACAUUUUUCUUCCUCCCGCCGAAGGAACUCGGCUUCAUCUUGUGAGAAUGAAACCAGGCGCACCAGUGAAGGCCUGACCCACCCUGAGGCAGAGGAUUUGGAUUUGUCUUUCUUUUCUCGUUGUGAUUGUGUUUGUGACACUCUCUCACAACAAAGUCAACACUGAGGAUCAAAAUCAAUUUGAAAACCAAGAACAAACUUAAGGGCCUGGGAUCGCAUUGGGUGCAAGUUUGUCUGUGUCUGGUCGAAACGCUGAACCUUUAGGGCGCGCCCUCACCCCUGCUAGGGAAGGUGGGCGUGUGGGUCGGCAUGUGUGGCCAGCAGGAAGCGCGUGCUUGCUCACCCGUGCCAAGGCAGGUGAGUCGGUAGGCGUGGCCAGCAGGCAGCGCAUGCUCACCCGUGCCAAGGUAGGUUGGUGGGCCGGGAGGUCGGUAGGCGCGCGUGGCCAAUAGGCGAGGAACGCUCGCCCCACCCCCCCCACCAGGUAGGUGGGUGGGUAGGUCGGUAGGCCUGGCCACUAAGAAACACACGCUCGCCCCACCCCCCCCACCAGGCAGGUGAGCGGGCAGGUCGGUAGGCGUGGCCAAUAGGCAGCACAUCGCCGCCCCUCCCCCACCUGGCUGGUGGGCGGGUAGGUCGGUAGGCGUGGCCAAAAGGCAACGCACGCGCGCCCCACCCCUCCCACCAGGCAGGGGGGUGGGUGGGUAGGUCGGUAAGCGUGGCCAAUAGACAACGCACGCUCGUCGGCCCCACCCUCCCACGCACCAGGCAGGUUGGUGGGUAGGUCGGUACGUAGGUGUGGCCAAUAGGCUGCGCACGCUUUCCCCCCCCCCACCGGGCAGGUGGGUGGGUAGGUCGGUAGGCGUGGCCAAUAGGCAGGGCACGCUCGCCCCAUCCCCCCACCAGGCAGGUGUGUGGGUAGGUCGGUAGGCCUGGCCACUAGGCAACGCACGCUCGCCCCACCCCCCCCAUCAAGCAGGUGGGUGGGUAGGUCGGUAGGCGUGGCCAAUAGGCAGCGCACGCUCGCCCCACCCGCCCACCAGGCUCGUGGGUGGGUAGGUCGGUAGGCGUGGCCAAUAGGCAGCACACGCUUGCCCCCCCCCCCACCAGGCAGGUGGGUGGGUAGGUCGGUAGGCGUGGCCAAUAGGCAAGGCACGCUCGCCCCAUCCCCCUACCAGGCAGGUGGGUGGGUAGGUCGGUAGGCCUGGCCACUAGGCAACGCACGCGCGCCCCACCCCCCCCAUCAAGCAGGUGGGUGGGCAGGUCGGUAGGCGUGGCCAAUAGGCAGCACACGCCUGUCCCCCCCCACCCGGCAGGUGGGGGGGUGGGCAGGUCGGUAGGCGUGGCCAAUAGGCAACGCGCGCGGGCGCGCCCCACAUCUGCCACCAGGCAGGGGGGUGGGUAGGUCGGUAGGCGUGGCCAAUAGACAGCGCACGCUCGCCCCACCCCCCCCCACCAGUCCGGUGGGCGGGUAGGCCGGUAGGUGUGGCCAAUAGGCCGCGCGCGGACGCUUGCCCCCCCCACCAGGCAGGUGGGUGGGUAGGUCGGUAGGCGUGGCCAAUAGGCAACGCAAGCUCGGCCCACCCACCCACCAGGCAGGCGGGUGGGUGGGUCGGUAGGCGUGGUCGCCGAUCUCCUCUGGGUGGAAAGGGGUAGGUAGGUAGUUGGGUCGGCGCGAACACGGUAGUACGAUCGUAAAGAGAGGUGGUAGGUGGGUAGGUAGGCAGCUUCAGCGGUGAUAGUAGACGAAUCUCAGAAAAACGUAAGACACAACGCAGCGGGUUCGGUUCCACGGAUCAUUUGCAU
Messenger RNA from Amoebophrya sp. A120, 5152 nucleotides. The record is from the annotation of a GenBank genome assembly. NCBI's taxonomy places the organism in Eukaryota, Dinophyceae, Syndiniales, Amoebophryaceae.